AUUUAAAAUGCUGUUUUGUAAGUAGUUUUGUGGUAAAGGAUGGGGAUUCAUCCUGUGAAUAUUUAUUGAGAGUCACUGUGUGCCAGACUCAGUGGUAGGUACUGAGUCUAAAGUGGUCCCCACCCUCAAAGAUCUGACAAGCUAGGGAAGGAAACAACUGCUUACAAGGAGAAUUUAAUAUGAUCUGGUAGGUACAGUGGUAGAGGGAUACACAGGUUAUUACAGGAACACAAAGAUAGGCACUUUAACCCAGCCUAGGAGACUGGGGGCUUCCAUCAGUGAUUAGUGGAGGAGGUGACUUGGUACUAAGUUAAAUGUUAAAGAAUAAGUAGUUCAAUCAGGCAGAAAGAUUAGGAUUGAUCUGACUGUGGGAAGAACAUCCCAAAUAGAGGGAAGAGCAUGAGCAUAGGGUGUGGGGAUAAGAAAUUACACGCAUCAUGUGUGGUCAAAAGACGUAGUUUAGUAUCAUUUGAAUAUAAAACAUGAGGCAGAGAGUGAUGUAAGGUUAAGGGGGCAGGCUGGGAAUGGAAGCCUCUUCAUGGGAACCUUGUGCCCUGUGUUAAGGGCUUGACUUAUCCUAAAGGUAGGGGCUUGGAAGCUUCUGGUAGGGGAGCAAAAUGAUCAUAUUUGUCUUUUAGAUAGGUGGUUCUGGGGUCUGUGUUGGGGUGGAUUUGAUGGAGAUGAGAAUGCAGGGAGGGAAACGACUUAGGAGGGUCCCGCACAAGUUACAGUGAGACAACCUGACAUGGCUGGAACAGAUGACUGAGGGGUACAGAGGAGUGGCCUGAGCCCAGAAAUAUUCAGGCAGGAAAUCAACAAGAGUGGUGAUUAAGUGGACAUGGGAACUGAGGGAGAAGGGGGAGUUGAAAAUAACUCAGUUUCUAGCAUAGGUGGCUGAGAAAGCAUGCUACCACAGAGGAGUAGUUUGGGGAGUACAGUGUGACGCAAGGUGUUGUCUAAAUUCGUGAGGGAUAAGAAUGGGAAACAGCACAGAACUGGUUCCUAUGAGGUGGAGGUCAGAUACACUUCUGCCCUCCAACUCCUUCACCAUUUCUGACACUAGCUCUUCCCCACACAGCACUCUCUGUACAAUAGUCACCCCUUAUCCGUGGUUUCGCUUUCCGUGGUUUCAGUUACUCACGGUCAACCAUGGUCUGAAAAUGUUAAAUGAGCAGUGUGAUGAAAUCUCACACUGUCCCACUCCGUCAUUCACAUAACUUUAAUUACAGUAUAUUGUUAUAAUUGUUCUAUUUUAUUAUUAUUGUUGUUAAUCUCUUACAGUGUCUAAUUUAUAAAUUAAACUUUAUAAAAAAAUAAAGUUGCCAUUUUGUUGAUUCCAACUCACAGCGACCCUAUAGGAUAGAGUAGAACUGCCCCAUAGGGUUUCCAAGGAGCAGCUGGUGGAUUUGAACUGCCGACCUUUUGAUUAGUAGCCUAGCUCUUAACCACUGUGCCACCAGGGCUCCAGGCUUUAUCGUAGAUACAUACGUAUAGGACAAAACAUGGUAUAUAUAGGGUUUGGUACUAUCUGCAGUUUCAGGCAUCCACUCGGGUCUUGGAACAUAUCCCCUGUGGAUAAGGGGGGACUACUGUAUACUUCUUGGCUAGGUUCGGUAAUUUGUUGUAACAGCUACACGGAACUCACAGACCAUACAGUUAUGUGGCUUAUUAGGGAAAUAGCGGACUACAACUCAGGGUCAGGAUCAACUUGGAAGUAACAAGAAUAGCUCAGGAGACAGGAGGUAAAUUCGUCAGGACAGCUUUCUCACAGGAUAGUCCUUGGAGCAAAAAUGUUCCCUGCCAAUACAGAUUAAGACCUCUGACCUCGGACAUUUCUCUGCCAACCGUGGGACCUUGCUUCUGUCGACUUCUCUGCAGCUAACUGGCCCAGCUCUUAGCCAGUGUAUCAGCUUUAGACUGUUCAGCUCUUAGCUGGCAGCUCUUUCAGCUGCAGCUGUUUUUUCUUUUUUUACUAGACCUGGGAGUGGCUUCCAUGUCCCAUGCUCCCCUCCAGACUCCUGUCAACCAGGAGGCCUUGAAAACCUCUGUGUUUGAACCUUUCAUAUAUACCAGGCCACAUGAGUUGUAAAUUGGGGCCUCCCUCACCAGACCAGAGUUGAACCAAUCAUCAGUUACCCACGAGAUGUCAGUCAACUCAGGUCUUGUGCAAAAGUAACAUUUUCUGUCAGCAGACACACUGGGUGCUCCCCUGGGCAAAAGUAACAAACCCUCUGGGGUAGAAAGCAACCUUGAAGGUCCCGCAAGUUGCUUCUCCAAAGAACUAGGGCAAAGGCAACAACUAACUCCUCGGCUUAGGGGAAAAAUAUUCUCUCAAGCUGUUUUUCCAAAGAAUCAGGGUAAAAGCCCACAUAAAAGAACUCAUUGCACCAUAGGGGACAGCAAGGUGAUGAAUUCAGUUUCCAUUUUAUUGAGAUACAACUCACAUCCAUAGAAUUCAGUAUUUUUUUAGUAUAUUCAUCAGGUUUCACAGCCAUCACCACAAUCUAAUUUCAGAACAUUUUUUGGACAUACUUAUUUUUUUUUUAAUUUUAUUAUGGAUAAUUUCUAACAUACAGAAAUAGAAUCAGUAAGAAAUAUCCAAACUGAACAUAGUGAUUGGGAUCAUCCCUGGUAGAGAUGUGCAGCUGACAUGAGGAUCUAUGAUUCUGAGUCUUAGGUAAGUCAUCUGGCCUAGAGAUAGAUUUGGGAGCCAUUACCAUGUGGUUCACAGCUGAUAUGGUAGCAUGCAGGGGCCAAAGAAAAAGCCUGUACAUUUAAAAGGUUUGGAAUAGUUGAUGUACAUUAAAAAUGUACCUACUAGGAGGGCAGGGUGGAGAGUGGAGGUUCAUGACAGAAGAGAGGUGGUAUGGAGUAGUAAAAAUUAUUUAUUGAGUUCCUGCCAAAUCACUGAUACUACUAAUCAUUGGGGUGGAGACAGUGGAGGGGGGAUUGUUGAUGAAAGCAGAGCUUUCCAUUCUUGGCUGAAGAGCUUCCAGUCUGGUUGGGAAAGAAAAGAUACACCUAUCUCAAUUGGCUAGAAAGUCAUUUAUUAAAGGUAUGUUGGUGUCUUAGAGCCCUGGUUGAGCAAUGGUUAAAUGCUCAGCUAAUAACCAAAAGGUUGGGAGUUUGAAUCCACCAACUGCUCCUUGAAAACCCUAUGGGGCAGUCCCACUCUGUUCUGUAGGUCACUAUCAGUUGGAAUUGACUUGAUGGCAGUGGGUUUGGUUUUUGGUUUGGUUGAUGUCUUAGUUAUGUAGUGCUGCUAUAACAAAUACCACAAGUGGAUGGCUUUAACAAACAAAUUUAUUUUCUAACAUUUUAGGAGGCUAGAAGUACAAAUUUAGGGUGCAGGCUCCAGGGGAGGGCUUUCUGUCUCUGUCAGCUCUGGAGGAAGGCCCUUGUCUCUUCUGAGCUUUUGCUCAUGGGCAGUUUUCAUGUGGCUUGGCAUCUUUCUUCCCCCAUCUCUGCUGCUUGUUUAAUUUCUUUAUAUCUUAAAAGAAAUUGGCUCAAGAUACACAUUAUACUAAUCCUGCCUCAUUAACAUAACAAAGACAGUCCAGUCCCAAACGGGAUUAUAAACAACAGGCAUACAGGUUAGGAUUUACAGCACAUAUUUUUGGGGGACAUAAUUCAAUCCAUAAAUCCCACCCUUUGGCCCCCCAAAACUCAUGUCCUUGUUACAUGCAAAACACUUCAUCCCAUCACAUCAUCUCAAAAAUCUUAAAUCAACUCCAAGUCCAAAAUCUCGUCUUCUGAAUCAUCUAAAUCAAAUACGGGUGAAACUUUAGGCAUAUUUUGUCUGGGGACAAAAUUCCUCUUCAUCUGAAAACCUGUGAAAUCUAAACUACAAGUUAUCUAUUUCCAAAGGACAAUGGUGAAAUAGGUACAAGGUAGACAUUUCCAUUACAAAUGGGAGAACUUGGAGGGAAAGAAGAGGUAACAUGCAUAAAGCAAGUCCAAAGCCCAGCAGAACAAUUUACAUUAGCUCUCAAGUCUUGACAAUAAUCCUCUGUUCUCUGAGACUGUCUAGGCAAUGGCUCUGCCUUUUAGACUCUGGGUGUUGGCCACACCCCCUGGAUUCUGGGUGAAGGCCCCUCGGCCCUGGGCUUCAGCUCCGCCGUCCAGGUACUCUGGGAUGGCAACUCUGCUCCCUUGGCUUUAGGUGGCCCCGUUCUCCUAGUCCAUCUGAGUGGUGACCCUGCCCCCUUGGCCCUGGCAGGCCCCAUUCUUCUGCCCUUUGGACAUGGCAGCCCCACAUCCUCAGCUUUGAGUGGUGGCUCCAUCCCCCUGACACACCUCAACAGCAGCCGUACGCUCUGGAUCCAAGUCAUUGAAACCUAUGCAGCUGUGGCCCUACCCUUUGAGAUCCAGGAAACUAUAGCCCCACCCUUUGAAACCAGCAAAGCCCUGCUUCCCGUGCUCCUUCCAACAGUUCUGCUGAUCUGCGAGCUACUCCAGGAAUGGACCUUUUCUUUUCUUGGAGGACAACAGAUGAAGCUCCUUUGGCGUGUUUCCUGCCUCUAGAAUUCCAAGAGGCAGACAGCAUUCUUUCCUUUCGUUCUUUCUCUGUCCCCUUCAUCCUAAGCUGUUGGGUUUUCUGUUGUGGUAGUUUUUUAGAUCCAUCAGUCACAGGCUUAAUCUCUUUAACAAAAGAUUGUGUAGCUAUGUCCUUGGUGAACAUUCUAGGACACAUGUCCUUAGUCUGUACAACAGAAUUUUCCAAAUCUUUUAAGUUCUGUUUUUAUUUUUCACAGUUCAUUUUUAAGUCUAUCUCUUUCCUUUUCCAUUUCACUGUAAGCGGCAAGGAGCCAACAGAGAAAGGAGGAAACCAUGCAGCUCCUUUAAGAUCUUGUUCAGAAUUCUCCUCAGCCAGAUAUCCAAGUUCAUCAUUUAUAAGUUCUACCUUCCAGUAAACAUUUGAGUAUAAUUCAGACAAGUUCUUUGCCACCGAAUGAAAAGCGUCACCCUUCCUCCAUUGUCCAAUCCCAUGUUCAUCAUUUUCUUUUAAAGCCUCACCAGAAGCACAUUUCACAUCCACAUUUCUACAGACAUUCUGUUGCUGGUGCCAUAUGUAUUCUCUUCAGAUGAUGGAGACUUUCUUUGUGCUUUCCUCAUUUCCUUCUGAGCCCUCACCAGAAUUAACAUCCAUAAUUCUACCAACAGUCUCUUCAGGGCAACCUAGGCUUUUACUGUUAGGUACCUUAAAACUCUUCCAGCCUCUACCCAUUACUGAAUUCCAAAACUGCUUCCACAUUUUAGACAUCUGUUAGAGCAGCACCCCACUCUUUCUGGUACCAAAUUCUGUCUUAGUUAUCUAGUGCCACUAUUAACAGAAAUACUACAUAUGGGUAGCUUUAACAAACUGAAGGUUAUUUUCUCACAGUUGAGGAGGCUAGAGUCUGAAUUCAGGGUGCUGGCUCUAGGGAGGCUUUUCCUGUUGGCUCUGGAGGAAGGUCCUUGUUUCUUUUACCUUCUGCUCCUAGGCAGUCUUCUUGUGGCUUGGCAUUUCUCAUCCUCCAUCUCUGCUGCUUGUUUAUAUCUCAAAACAGAUUGAUACAAAUACACCCUACAGGAAUCCUGCUUCAUUAACAUAACAGGACAACCCAUUCCCAAUUGGGAUUAUAGCCACAGGCAUAGAGGUUAGGGUUUACAACAUAUAUUUUUGGAGGACAUAGCAGUUGGAAAGUCUAUAUUGCUUCCAGGAAGAGUCAAAUAAAAGUUUGACUUAUUUAGGGUUAAUUAAGCAAGAUAGCCUUGAGCUGGUCCUUGAAGAAAAUGUAAUGGACCCUUGGCAAGCAUCAACCCCUUUUGGGGGGAGGUCAGCGUAGUACAGGAAAUCCUGUGUCUUAUGUGUCAAUAAGACAGGCUAAAACAGAAAUGACACUGGAUCCCCAUAAAGGCAGGAUUCCAUCUCUCAUCCCUCCUGUCUCUUCAAAUACAGCUCCAGUCUCUUAUUCUUGGACCUGUUCUCAAUUUGCUCCUUCCUCUCAGGCAUAGCACCACUUUUUUCUCCACUCAGACAACAUACUCACAUUUCUUCCACCUGUAAACUUUCCAUCUACUCUGCCUCCCCCGCAGGCCUCCACCCUCUCUCCUGUUUCACAAUCCUCCUAUGUGAGAUAAAAGUUGUCUACAUUUGCUACUCUCCCCUCCUGUGUGUUGGCUUCUGUCUCCUUCACAGAAACCGUUUUCCUGAGGUCCUCAGUAAUAUCCUGUCAGAUUCAGGAAAUACCUCUGUGUCCUAUUCUGUGCCAGACGGGCUAAGGCCAGCUUCUUCUGGCCCUCAUUGCCUCCUGUGGGUUCAUUAAUUCUCUAGAACAGUUCACAGAAAUGUAUGGAGACUGCCUAUACUUACAGGAGCCCUGAUGUAAUGGUUAAGCGCUUGGCUGCUGAGAGAUCAAUGGUUUGAACCCAUCAGAGGCUCUUCAGGAUAAAAGACCUAGCAGUCUGCUCCGGUAAAAACUGCAGCCUACAAAACCCUAUGGGGCAGUUCUGUUCUGUCCUAUAGGGCAGCCACGAGUUGGAAUCAACUCAACAGCAAUAACCACUGUUGUAAGGUAAAAACAUCACAAAGAUUAGUAAAGUAAAAAGAAAGUUUUAUCCUGCAUAUGUUCAAAGAGGCAAAACCAGGAAACGAACAAGCAUGCUGCUAGGGCCAUGUCUGCCCAAAUCCGAGAAAUAUUACAGAACAGACAAAAGUGGGAAAACAGACAAGCAUGCUGCUACAGCCAUGUCUGCCCAAGUCCAGGGAAAUAUUACAGAAUAGGCAAAAAUGAGAAAACGGACAAGCAUGCUACUAGAGCCAUGUCUGCACCAGCCUGAGGAAUGUUAUGGAGUCAUCAGUAUAUAUUGACAUUACAAAUGGGCAAAACCAUUGAAAACUUCACCUUUUCACAGAUUGGCUAGAAACUGUGGUCCUACAUUUCAAACUGUCUUAACAAUCAUUGGUACAGGUUUCAGUAACAACAGCCAGGAGGGUCUUCAUUGGUCCAACAAAUUUUCUAUUCACUAAAUGCUAAUAGAAAAAGAUAAAGAGUGGAAAGUCUUGUGUAUUCUGUUUAUUAGCUAAUGUGACCUGUUGCUGCUCUGAUGCUAACCACCACCAGUUAAGGUGCUUGCUGAGGGCAAAGGGAAUACGGAGUGGGUGGUAGAAGAAGGUAGUUCUGAAUACCAGUUACAUCCUAUAUGACCAGUUACAGAAACAAGGACUGUGAUUGUUACGAAUAUUUCUGCAUCAAAUAUUUUUGCUUUCUUCACUUAUGAAAUAUAAGAUGUAAACGGGGCUAGUGUAUUUUUGGUUGUAUGGGUCUUAGUUGUAUCAUGUUAGGUGCAAGUAUGACUUUGUAGUUGUCUUUAUUCAGAGAUUAUAUAUGGUUUGGGGAGAUGUGUAUAGGUGUCAAGUUGACAAGGGGUGGACUGUGAUGGUUAAGAUUGUAUGUCAUCUUGGCUGGGCCAUGAUUCUCAGUGUUUGUAUGUGAUCACCUCCAUGAUGGGAUCUGCUGUGAGUAGGAGUUGAAAGGGAGUUUCCUUGGGCAUGUGGUCUGCAUCCAUAUAUAAGUGGACGUUCUGGCUUUUGCCGUCUCUGGAUCAUGCAGCUGCCUCCUGUUCUUCUGACCUCUGGUUCUUAGGACUUGAGCUAGCAGCUUACCUGCUGAUCUUGGAAUUCGUAGAUCUUCACAGCCUGUGAGCAAGAGCCCUGCUUUCCAACCUGCCGAUCUUGGGUUCGCUAGCCCCGCAAAUACAUGCAUCAGGAGAAGCCCCUAUACUGAUCCACGGACUUUGGACAUUCCAGGCUCUAAAAUCUCGUGAGCCGUUUCCUUGAUACAAAUCUCUCUCUCUAUAUAUUUAUACGCUUUACUGAUUUAGCUUCUGUAGAGAACCCAGCCUAAGAUGUCUGAUACCAGGAGUGGGGUUGAGUCAGAAUCUACUCCACGGCAACAGGUCACAUAAGCUAAUAAACAGAACACAAAAGACUUUCCACUCUUACAUUUUUCUGUUAGCAUUUAGUAAAUAGAAAAUUUGUUGGACCAAUGAAGACCCUCCUGACUGUGGUUACUGAAACACAAUUCAAAAUGUAGCAUCACAGUUUCUAGCCAAUCUGUGAAAAGGUGAAGCUUUCAAUUAUUUUGCCCUUUUGUAAUGUCCAUAUUCACUGAUGACUCUGUAACGUUCCUCAGACUCGGGCAGACAAGCGUGCUUGUCCAUUUUCCCAUUCUGUAAUAUUUCCAUGGACUUGGGCAGACAUGGCUGUAGCAGCAUGCUUUUCUGUUUUCCCACUUUCAUCCAUUCUGUAAAAUUCCUUGGAUUUGGGCAGACAUGGUUCUGGCAGCAUGCUUGUUCAAAAGGUUCCCUAAAAUAUAUUUUCCAAGAUUGUCCUAGCUAUUGUGUUUAUAUCUCAGGGCCCAGUUGAUGUGUCCUUGUGCUUCCAGCUCCAGCAGGAUCACAUUCUCUAUGCUCGAGGACAGGGAAUAAUGACUCCAAUAUUAUUUCCUAAAUUACCACUUAUACUUACAGUUACCUAUUAUAACCAGAAAGGAUACAGAGCGAUGUACCAGGUGAAGUUCCACAUAAGGCUUCCAUUGUCCCCAAGGACAUGCCACCCUCUGCCAUGCAUGGAUGUUUUCACCAGUCCAGAAAACCCAACUAUCUCCAUGUUAAGGGCCUUUUAUAGCAUUGCAUAGUCAUGAUUGGAGCCUCAUUGCAUAUGCAUGAUUGAUUGAAUCAACAGAUAUGCAUGAUUGAUUACAUCCUGCCUUUGUUCCCUUCCUCAGGUUAACUGCCAGGUGGGGUCUACGUAGCUCCCAAUCAUUUGCUCCUGUUUAAGUGUUGUUUUUAGAAAACAAAGAAACCUUGAUUGCUAGCAAAUUCCAAGAGUUAUUUUUAGGAACCAGGGAUAAAGGCCAAAUUGAAUUCUUUGUAUUACAAGUAAGCCCAUGAAAUUUCAACACCCUAAAAAAUUUCCUGUCUUAUUCUUUCCAGUCCACUCUUAUUUUUAGGCAUAUGUCCAUUUUCACCUAGUUAUAAUAAUUUACUCUUUUUCUCACCUUUUAUUAUCGUUUUAUUCUUUAAUUGCCUUUCAUUGUAUAAAAAAAUUUUAUCAGAAUACAUUCACCUUACCUUGCACGAGAUAUUUUUUAAGUAGUGAAUUUUUCUCGGCUGUACAGUGUUAAAAAAAAAAAAUCAAACUCAAAGAAAUUGAAACACAAAGUUUAUUCUGAGCAGUUAUUUUAUAUGCAUAGAAGAUCAUUCUGAUUCCAGAAAAAGUCAAAUGGCUUGAAGCUUGCUAGUCUCAAUGAAGCUUAUAAAGAGAUAAGGAGGGAAAAGAAUAGAAGGUCAGGCAUAGGCUAAUCUUGACAUGAUUGAUUGAACCCUGCCCUCCCCCUUUUACUGAGGUCAGCUGUUACCAGGUUACAAGGUGGUCCCUGGCCUUCCAUCCACCUUCAGCCAUGCCUUUUGAAAUUCAAAUUUGGUAAGCCUGGUUUACAACAAGAAAGGAAAGAUUAGCAACUCUCAAUGAAAGAAAAGCCACUGGCAGGAUUAAUUUUUUGUCAGAAAUUUCUUUACAGUGAAUAUUUGGUUUUAUGGGUAAGAACCCUAGGAUCAAAGUAAGAUGUCUGUUAUUAAUUUUCCUCUUUGACACAGUAAAAAAGUAGCAGUGCUUUAUGACUUGGAAAGUGCCUUCAUAUCCAUUGAGUUUUUUUUUUUAAUAGUGUUGGAGAGAAACGCCAGCGCUGCUUUAAUAAACAGAGAGGUUUAUUAAGGGUUUUAAAAGCAGUCUGGACUGGGAAUGACACAGCUCAUGAGGAUGAAAGCAUGAGUCUGACGCACAGUAAUUACACAGACAUUUUAUAGCAUUCAGACAAAGAACAAGGCUUACAGUGUUUUGAUUGGGUUACCUUGGUUGAGGUCAUAAGAAGGGUGGGUUAGGAGGUGGUGAAUGGGCAUCUAUUGGCUACAUGUAUACAAAUGGACUACAUGAUUGGUUAAAAAAAAACCAAACCCAGUGCCGUCGAGUCGAUUCUGACUCAUAGCGACCCUAUAGGACAGAGUAGAGCUGCCCCAUAGAGUUUCCAAGGAGUGCCUGGUGGAUUCGAACUGCCGACCCUUUGGUUAGCAGCUAUAGCACUUAACCACUACACCACCAGGGUUUCCACAUGAUUGGUUACAGGAGUAAUUUUUCCUCAAAUUGGUGUCAAGGGAUUUAUCUUCAAUCUCAUUAAUUCUAACUUCCAUUGUCUCAAUUCUGCUCCUGUGACCUUCUAUUGAGUUGUCUAAUUCUGAAAUUUUAUUGUUAAUCUUUUAGAUUUUAGUUGAAGUCUCUAUGUUUUCUAGCAGCCUGUUUAUUUUGUUGUUUCGUUCUUAUUUUGUUUUCUCAAAUUAUUCUAUUGCUUUGUGUGUUCCUUGGCUUGGUCUGAACUUUGCUUGAUCUCCUUCUUGAUCUCUGUAUAUUAGUCUUCUGAAUUCUUUCUCAGGUAGUUCUAUUGUCUUAUCUUCCUCUGGAAGGUUUCCUGGUUCUUUAUUUUGGUCACUUGCUGGAGUCAUCUUGACCUGCUUCUUUAUGUGAUUUGAUAUUGACUGUUGUCUGUGAGGCAUCAAUAAGUUAAUAUAUUUAUUUAUUGUAUGUUUACUGCAUGCUGACUUUUUGUUUUGUUUUGUUUCAGUAUGCCCAAGGAGGCUGGGUGGAUGAGCUGCUUUGGUUGUUAGCAUCUUUGAAGCUCUCAUGUCCUGUCUCUAGGUGAUUAGAGCAGCUACUAGGCACCCCUUAUAUACUAUGGCCCUCGUGUCUGCUGACUCCCGUAUUGCAGAACUUCUCACAGAGCUCCAUCAGUUGAUCAAGCAAACCCAGGAAGAGCGUUCCCGGAGCGAACACAACUUAGUGAACAUCCAGAAGACCCAUGAGCGGAUGCAGACAGAAAACAAGAUCUCUCCCUAUUACCGGACAAAGCUGCGUGGCCUCUACACAACUGCCAAGGCCGAUGCAGAGGCUGAGUGCAACAUCCUCCGGAAAGCCUUAGAUAAGAUCGCUGAGAUCAAGUCUCUGUUGGAAGAAAGGCGGAUUGCGGCCAAGAUUGCAGGCCUGUAUAAUGACUCGGAGCCGCCUCGCAAGACCAUGCGCAGAGGGGUGCUGAUGACCCUGCUGCAGCAGUCAGCCAUGACCCUGCCCCUGUGGAUUGGGAAGCCUGGAGACAAGCCCCCACCCCUCUGUGGGGCCAUUCCAGCCUCAGGGGACUAUGUGGCCAAACCUGGAGACAAGGUGGCUGCCCGGGUGAAGGCCGUAGAUGGGGAUGAGCAGUGGAUUCUGGCUGAGGUGGUCAGUUACAGCCAUGCCACCAACAAGUAUGAGGUAGAUGACAUUGAUGAAGAAGGCAAGGAGAGACACACCCUGAGCCGGCGCCGCAUCAUCCCUCUACCCCAGUGGAAGGCCAACCCUGAGACGGACCCCGAAGCCUUAUUUCAGAAGGAACAGCUUGUGCUGGCCCUGUACCCACAAACCACCUGCUUCUACCGUGCCCUGAUCCACACGCCCCCACAGCGGCCCCAGGAUGACUAUUCGGUCCUAUUUGAAGACACCUCCUAUGCAGACGGCUAUUCCCCUCCCCUCAAUGUGGCCCAGAGGUACGUGGUGGCUUGUAAGGAGCCCAAAAAAAAGUGAUGCAGGCUGGCAGACCCACAGUCUCCUGCCACCUCUGAGGGGAAGGCAACAAAAGAUUCUCUGCCAUCAAAUAAAUAUUCUUCCCCCCUUGCCUGCA
Molecule: messenger RNA, 11750 nt
Organism: Loxodonta africana (African savanna elephant)
Lineage: Eukaryota; Metazoa; Chordata; Mammalia; Proboscidea; Elephantidae
Gene: SGF29
Product: SAGA complex associated factor 29
Exons: 10
Coding region: 10772-11653 (293 amino acids)
Cellular component (GO): SAGA complex
Source: RefSeq, a predicted model, not a curated record